AUGCAGAGCGACGAGAACAGCGGACCUACCGGCGGCAGGCCGCCGAGGGGCCAUCGCCGACCCGCGAGAUACGACAACACAGGCGAAAGUGGUGCUGCCUGUGGUCAUGGGUUGGGUCAUGGGUUGCAGCAGUCUGCUGCCGCCGUUGAUGAUGACAACGGCCGCGGCCGCGACCCUCUCCCGAGCCACGCCUCUCGCCGGCUGCGCGUGGCCGCCCCCGCCGCUGCCGUAGAAGCGGAGGGUUCGCGAUGCCCCCUUACGAUGCUGUCGCAAGCCGCCGGGGUCGCCGUGGCGGCGAAAAAGCGGGACGGACGCCGCAUGCACUUGGGAGGUCAGACAACAGCGGUGCAACGGCGGGCCUUGGAGCCCCGCCAUCAAGGUCGCUCGGUGAACGCUGGCAACCUGUCCGCUGACGGAUCUGGUCGCGCGGACACGCUCGGGAAUAACACCGACGAAGGGGACUCGGACUUGGAGAAGGACUUGGAGAACGAACUCCCCCCGAUACCCAUCACGCCCUCCCUCGGCAGUUUGCUCGAUGACACCGACACCGACGAGGGGAGCGAGACGGACCAGGGGCGCGCAGAGAACAAUCCACCCGCAGCCGCGGAGAGGCCGAAGGGCAAGGGCAAGGGCAAGGGCAAGGCCAAGGCCAACAGCACGGGCAACGGCAGGGAUGGGGAUGGCGGUGCCGGUGGGAGCGCGGAUUCAGGAAAGGCUGAGUCGAAGAAGGUGAUGACAGCUGCCGCGAGGGCUUUCGAGAAGAAAAUGGAGUACAGGGACAUGCCGGCGGUGCUUCUUUCGAGACUCUGCACGCGCCGCGGCAUCAAGGGCAUGUCGAGGGAGCAGAACCGAGGGCUAAUGGCAGCAAGGCUCGUUGAGUUGGACACAGAGCUCAAGCGCAGUAGCCCCUUCUACGGUGACAUGGAGGCGAUCGCAAGCGGUGAGGCACCCGCUGCGGCAUGA
Ectocarpus sp. CCAP 1310/34 is the source of this 963-nucleotide messenger RNA. NCBI's taxonomy places the organism in Eukaryota, Phaeophyceae, Ectocarpales, Ectocarpaceae. The record is from the annotation of a GenBank genome assembly.